AUGAGAUUUCAUACAUUUCCUCUUACCGCGCCUUCCAUCUCACAGCCGCCAAAAAGCCUCGCCCAUAUCACAUCUGUGCGAGCUCACCGAAUCUCUCUUCGGCAUUUCAUCAAAUGCUUGCGCUACCAAAGAAACCCAAGCCCCCUCCAUGUCUUCCCGUCCUCCUUUGGCAUUGCCAAAACCCCCUCCUCCUCCGCUCUUCUUGUUGCCCCUGAACCAUCCACCAUGCCAAAUCACGGCGGCCACUGCCUCUACCUCCUUGCCUCCCUCCUCCGCCGGGGCUUGCCCUCUGUCGCCCUCUCCGUCCUUGAUCGCAUCAUCAUAUGCUCCUCCACUCCUGACGCUCUCGCCGCUGCCCGCUAUGCCUCCUCAUUAGGCCUCCCAGUGGACCCUGCCCGCCUCCUCCGCCCCCUCCUUUCCUCACGGCAAUUCACCAAGGCGUCUCAGGUCUUCCUCUCCUUCACCUCUCUGUCCAUCUCCGAUCCAUCCCUUCUUGACUCAAUGCUCCUAUGCUACUGCGAGCUACGAGACCUUCCCCGAGCCCAAUCCCUUUUUGAUGCCAUCAUAAAGCUCAAAUCUUUGCCGAGUUUAGCCUCGUACGGCGCGUUACUUCGGCUAUUAUGUGCCAAAGAGCAGUUGUCGCACGCUUUCUCCCUGUUUAUCCGCAUGGCCGGAGCUGGUGUUCUCCCUCCUGAGUCCUCUUAUCACGUUUUGAUUCCUCGGUUGUGCUCCGAGGGUUACUUGAAUGAAGCACGCUUCUUGUUUGAUGUAAUGCUUGGUGCUGGCAUUCGACCCUCUCUCCGUUUGUUGAAGUCCUUGGUCUAUGGCUUUUGCAAAGGGCAGAGAAUGUUGGACGCCGAGCGAGUUUGUAGGAUCAUGAAGUCGCAUGGGUUCUUUUUGGAUCGUACGCUGUGCACGGUGAUGAUUCAUGGGUAUUGCAGGGAAGGAAGGAUAAAUUUGGCUCUUGAUCUUUUUAAGGAGUUGAAGGAGAGGAUUGGCUGUGAGCCAGAUGCAUACUUGUAUAAUACAAUGAUCUAUGGAUUCCUGAAGCUUAAUUCUGUUGAUGAGGGUUGGGAGUUGUUCCAUGAAAUGGUGGGAUGUGGCCUGAAGCCAAAUGUGGUUACUUUCAAUAUGAUGAUCAGCUGGUACUGUGAAAACACUGAUGUGGAUUUUGCGUUGAAACUUAUUGAUACAAUGAAGAGUUAUGGUUUGACACCAAAUCUGCAUUGUUAUACUGCAGUGAUAACCGCACUUUGCAAGGCUAAGAGAUUGUCGGAGGUGCAGAAGUGGUUUGAUGAAAUGCUUGACUGUGGCAUCAUCCCUGAUCACCUUAUGUUUCGGUUGCUGAUUAAGAAUCUCCCAUGUGAUCAUAAGCUUUGGAUGAUUUGCAAGGUUUUGGAUGGUCUGUCCAGGAAUGGUUGCAACAUCAACGCUUCGAGGUUUGUCAGAUUGUGUACUUCUGAUUCGGAUGAGGAGUUGCAGCGGGAAGUCAAGCUUCUGUUUGAUGAGAUGGCGGGAUACAAUAUAAUCCCAAUGAAAGUGGUUCUCCAUAUUUUGUUAGGAGCCGUUUGCUCACGGGGUAAGUUUAGCAUUGCUUAUCUCUUAUUGGAGAACAUGGUUGAGCAUGGAUCUGAGCCUUCAAUUUCUAAUUAUAAUUUCUUUAUAAGAUGUUUGUGCAAGGAGGAUAGGAUAGAGGAUGCUUACUCUCUUUUAUGUCAUAUGAGAAGGAGAGGUGUGCUUCCUAAUCUGGCUACUUAUUCAAUUAUUAUAAAUUCUCACUGCAAGCGUGGAGACAUAGAGUUAGCAUUGAGAGCUUUUGAUGAGAUGAUACAGCAGGGUUUUAGGCCUCCUGUUGACGUUUAUGAUUCAAUUAUAAGAUCUUUGUGCAAAGCAGGGAGGAUGGAGGAAGCUGUGCUCACCUUUGACAGGAUGCUAGAGGCAGGCGUCAUGCCAGAUGAUGUGAUCUACACCACACUCAUCAAUGGUUAUUCAAAGAUGGGAAAGAUUGUUAAUGCUCGAUAUCUGUUUGAUGAGAUGGUGGAUCGCGAUAUACAACUGAGUUCCCAUGCUUACAGUGCUCUUAUUAAUGGACUGACGAAGACCAACAUGUUUAGAACAGCUGGUAAAUAUCUGCGUAUGAUGCUGGAGGAUGGUUUUGUGCCAGACACAGUCCUUUAUACAAUGCUCAUAAACCAGUUCUUUAAGAAAGGGGAUGUUCGCCUUGGACUAGAUCUAAUUGCAUUGAUGGUGAGGAACCAGGUUCAACCUGAUCUCAUCACAUUUGGAGCUGUGAUCAGUGGUAUAUGUAGAAAUGUCUCGAGGCAUGAAAAAAUGAAACUUUCUUUAGCUGUAAAAUUGGAGGAAGCAAGGUGCUUGCUUUUUAAGUUGUUAUCACGAAAUACUAUUGCAUCAGGAAGGCUAACUCAAAAUAUCCAAUGUGGAACUACUAAAGAAAAAAUUGAGCUAGCUAGGGAGUAUAUACAACUUCUCCCGGUUGUUGGUUUGGUUCCAGAUUUACAUAUUUACACUGGGAUGAUUAAUGGAUUUUGUCGAGCUAAUAUGAGAAACAAUGUUAAUGCCCUCAUAGAUUCUAUGGACAAAGCUGGUAUUGUCCUUGACCAAGUGGCAUGUACCAUCUUAAUGGGCGCCCAUAUCAAUUCUGGUGAGAUCGAUCGUGCGACUGAAUUAUUUAACCAGAUGAACAGGGAUGGAUGCAUUGCUGAUAAUGUUACUCUUGAUACACUUAUUAAAGGUUAUUCUAUUGCUCAAAGAGGGAUGGAGGCAUUAUCUCUUUUUCACAUGAUGCGGAAGAGAGGGCUUUUCCCUAGCAAAUUUUCAUGUCAUAGAUUGCUUGACUGCCUCUGUCAAAGUCAUGCUAGUGAUCUUGCAUUUAAACUAUUUGAGGAAAUGGUUUCACAUGGCUAUAUGCCACAGCAUGAUAAAUAUAACAAAUUGCUCUUCAUGCUCUUGGAAGAGGAAGGUUUGCAGGCGGCUCACAAAACCUUCGACAUGAUGCUUAAGAGAGGAAAAACUCCGGAUCAUGAGGCAAAGAAACAGCUGCUCAAUAUGUGUUAUAAACAUGGAGAAUAUGAUCUGGCUCUUGUGAUUGACAAAAAUAUACCAGUUUAUGAGUGAGUAAUGCUUUCUGUAACUAAAAAAAAAUCGGAAGUUGAUAGAUGAUGCAUGUCAGUCUCUCUGAGAUUAAUUCUCCUCUCUGGGCAGGGUUCUGCCUGAAGGGUGAGCAUCAGCAUCCAGAUGCCUCUUUUUUGUGCUAUCUGGUGAGAGUCAGGGACAUUGACAACUGUUACUUCAACAAUCUAGAUGCAUAUGGAGCAACCUGAAAGAUUUAUCACUCUUGAAAAGAUAUAAGCUGAUGAAGUCACUGUACAGUGUAUGGCGUCAAAACACGCUCCUCAGCAAUAGCAUCACUGGAAAUAUUGAUCAGCAGCACCUUGCCCCUUGGAAUAUCCAAUUCUCCCUGACCCCUAAUCUGAUUGGAGACUUGAACAUUAUGCCAAUAUCUAAGCAUCAGAGCGUCCACAUAAAGCCCAGGUUUUAAUUUAGAAGAAGAAUCUGGGUUUAUUGACAUUGAAAAUUGACCCUUCUGUCAUGUCGGAGAGUUGGCCUAUACAGGUUAUCUGUUUAUUGACAAAUUGAAGUGGAGAAAAUUAUUCCCCAGCCAUCAAGCAAAACUCUAGGUUUUCCACAUGCUUCUGGUGACAAAUGAUUGUCAGAUAUCUCAUCAUGAUGCAUACUGGUUAGAUAGUGAUUAUAUAUCUGCCUUGGUCUUCUUUUCUUUGUCAAUGAUCUUGAUAUCAAUGAGAAGGUGACACAUACAUUACAAUGUACAGGUUAAUAUGAUCUUUAAUAUUCACAUAAAUAUCAUACAGAUAUAAUUAUUCAUAUAAAACUCAUGAUAGAGAAGCUGUUUGAAUAGCUUGAAUGAUUUCAUAAUUCAGUCCUUUUUUUUAUAUUAUUACACAAAGAUGUCAAGGAAGUUUCCUGUCAUUAAUCUGUAUCUUAAUUGUGAUUUGAAGGUUGUGAGAAGUUUAUGAAGAGACCAUGCAUCUGACAACAGCAGCUGGAUUCCUUUGCGGAUGGAAAAAUAUCGCAUUUGCUAACAUAAACUGAUGAACAUCAUUAGAGUUGCAUGUAGAAGCUGAAGUGGUACUACUCGAUGGAACGUGAUGUGCUUCGCGAGGGUUUAUCUUUAUUGUGGGUCGAUUCGGAAGAGACUUCAGAUAUUGAAAUCUUCGUGUGAUGGUGCAGAACAAACAUCUCUGAUUAAGUCCAGUAAGCUUAAUACUUUUAUUAACUUACUGUUAAUUGUUGGUGGUGUCCCCUGAAAUGGAAAUUCAGUUUAUAUGCUUCACAUUUGCAGUUAUCAUUUCUGAAUGUUGUUUUGUU
Messenger RNA from Dioscorea cayenensis subsp. rotundata (Guinea yam), 4407 nucleotides. Its product is annotated as pentatricopeptide repeat-containing protein At5g62370-like. The transcript is spliced from 4 exons. Gene Ontology annotation, molecular function: protein binding. The coding region runs from base 1 to 3135 and encodes 1044 amino acids. The record is from RefSeq and is a predicted model, not a curated record. Lineage: Eukaryota; Viridiplantae; Streptophyta; Magnoliopsida; Dioscoreales; Dioscoreaceae.